AUGGACUCUCCCGGUGUGCUCCUUUACAGGACUGCGCAGUUGAGCAUACAGCGAAUUGACAACGUCACUCUGAGCACAGAGGGGAAAGAGCUUCUGUACGUGACGCCCGACGGCUUCAUCGGCGGAACAGGCUUGUUAUCAGCCUAUCUGAUGCAACAGGAUAUGAUGGAUGAGCGGGCAGAAAUCACUCAUUACUCUGCCCAGCCCAUUUGCAAUCACGCGCGGAACUUCCAAACCAAAGCCGGCAGCUUGUAA
Messenger RNA from Colletotrichum orchidophilum, 255 nucleotides. RefSeq lists its product as uncharacterized. NCBI's taxonomy places the organism in Eukaryota, Fungi, Ascomycota, Sordariomycetes, Glomerellales, Glomerellaceae. The record is from RefSeq and is a predicted model, not a curated record. The coding region runs from base 1 to 255 and encodes 84 amino acids. The transcript has a single exon.